Molecule: messenger RNA, 909 nt
Organism: Cucurbita pepo subsp. pepo (vegetable marrow)
Lineage: Eukaryota; Viridiplantae; Streptophyta; Magnoliopsida; Cucurbitales; Cucurbitaceae
Product: ubiquitin-conjugating enzyme E2 28
Source: RefSeq, a predicted model, not a curated record
AUUUCCGAAGCGGAAACCGUGUGCAUGCAAGAAAUACAGCUCUAGGCAGGGUUGGAGGGUCGCCAAGAUUCUUUAUAUAAACACGCUUCGCUUCUCUUCUCUUCUUCCACACCCCUGAUUCUCCUCUUCCGAUCGCGUUUCAAAACCCUACGGAUUCAUCUCCCAAAGGGUUUUGCGAUCGUUCUUUUGUUCUCCCUGAUCAUCGAGUUUUGGAAAUUUACAUCUUGUUCAGUAGUCAGAGGCCUCUACCCUGCUUUACAAGGUGCAAUGGCUUCCAAACGUAUUGCCAAGGAGUUAAGAGAUCUGCAAAAGGACCCUCCAGUUUCUUGCAGUGCUGGUCCUGUUGGUCAAGACAUGUUUCACUGGCAAGCAACAAUUAUGGGUCCAGCAGACAGUCCUUAUUCUGGGGGUAUAUUUUCAGUGAACAUUCACUUUCCACCAGAUUAUCCCUUUAAGCCACCUAAGGUUUCGUUUAAAACCAAAGUGUAUCACCCGAACAUCAACAACAAUGGAAGUAUCUGCCUUGACAUUUUGAAAGAGCAAUGGAGCCCUGCUCUUACAGUUUCCAAGGUGUUGUUGUCCAUAUGCUCACUUCUUACAGACCCGAAUCCAGACGAUCCUCUGGUGCCUGAGAUAGCUCACAUGUACAAAACCGACAGAGCCAAGUACGAGCAUAACGCCCGAACUUGGACCCAGAAAUAUGCGAUGGGCUAAACUAAACAAACGCACAGCUUCCAGGUUCUCAUCAUCCUUCUGUUUUCUGGAUAGACAGACACCUUUCUGGAUUUUGAAUGCAAAGGCUUUUAUAUAUAUUAUGCUGAAACUUAGUGAACAUUAACAUUGCAAUGCCUUUGUUUCAUAAUAUUUCCAUAUCAGCUUGCUUUUAUAUCUGAAACUCUCUCUUUUCAC